Molecule: messenger RNA, 2039 nt
Organism: Ctenopharyngodon idella (grass carp)
Lineage: Eukaryota; Metazoa; Chordata; Actinopteri; Cypriniformes; Xenocyprididae
Gene: casp8
Product: caspase 8, apoptosis-related cysteine peptidase
Exons: 10
Coding region: 169-1605 (478 amino acids)
Biological process (GO): negative regulation of extrinsic apoptotic signaling pathway via death domain receptors; proteolysis
Molecular function (GO): protein binding; cysteine-type endopeptidase activity
Source: RefSeq, a predicted model, not a curated record
AAUUAUACCACACAUUUGUGAGCACUUAUGUCACUUCCUGUUGAAACUGAAAGUAAGGCGUUGUAAACGUCGUAGCAUUAGCAUGUCGAUCAGACUCAAUUGAUUUUGUUUCUACGGGUGUUUACGUUGAUUUUAUUUCAGUUGGAUGUUGUAAAUGUAAAGCAGAAUAUGAAUCCUCAGAAGUUUCACGAGAUUGACGAGGACCUGACAAGUAGCGAUGUGGCCCAGCUGAAGUUUCUGUGCAUGGACCUGAUUCCCAAGAAGCGUUUGGAGCCGGUGAUAGAUGCCAAAGAUCUGUUCCUGCGACUAGAAGAGCAAGCACUGCUCGAAGACGGGCUACUCGUCCCUGAGCUUCUGAUCACAAUUGGGCGCCUUGACUUGCUUGUCAUCCUGGAUAAAACCAAAGAGGAAGUGGAAAGAGAGCUGCCAGAACGCGACGAUUCCAGUAAAGGUGUCUCCGAGUACAGAAAGAUGCUAUUUAGACUAUCUGAGGACAUGACAGAAGAAAACCUUCGCUCAGUAAAGUUCCUUUUGGAUCUUCCAAGGGCAAAACAAUUUGCUUCAUUUCUAGAUGUUGCAAUUGAGAUGGAAAAGCAACAGAGGCUUGGGGAAAACAACCUAGAUGAACUUUACAGUGUUCUAGAGAGAUGUGACAAACAGCUGGCCUGCAGGAUAGAGGAGUUCAAGAAUACACACAGAGGAGGCAGACUCCCUCUACAGGAAGUGUUUCCUAAUGAACGACGGCCUUUACCCAUUCGGAUGGAAACAGAGAGAGGAGAUGAACGGAGGAGAGGCUCUUCUGUUGGCUCGCUUGUCACCGAUUCAGACCCUGUACUUACGAAUCAGCAGUCAGAUACAGAAUAUUACAGCAUGACUCAACGGCCUCUUGGAUACUGUCUAAUCAUCAACAACUACAACUUUGAAAAAAUGACCGAAUUGAACAACCGAAAAGGCACUGAGAAGGACAAAGAUGAUCUUGUCCAAUUGUUUCGCAGAAUGCAUUUUAUAGUUGAGGUGCUGGAUGAUCUGACAGCCUCAGAUAUAAAAGAUGUGAUAAAGAGUUUUGCAAAAAAGGAUCAUACUCGAAUGGGCGCUUUUGUCUGCUGUGUCCUCUCGCAUGGAGAGAAAGGCGCUGUGUUUGGCAUAGAUGGUAAUCUGGUUGAAAUCCGUGAACUCACACUGCCUUUCGCUGAAUGUCUCACGCUAUUACGCAAGCCCAAGCUUUUCUUCAUUCAAGCCUGCCAAGGAAGCAAGGCCCAGAAUGGUGUAUGGGCAUCAGAUGGACAAGUGAACGACACAGAAGAAGGAAUAUUUGAGGAAGAUGCUUAUAAUCCUGCGUUGAGCAGUGUACCUAUAGAAGCUGAUUUCCUAAUCGGAAUGGCCACAGUAGAGCAUUACCAGUCCUUUCGCCACACUAGAGAGGGGUCUAUCUAUAUCCAGGAGCUCUGUAGACAGCUGGAGUUAUUCUGCCCCAGAAAUGAGGAUAUCUUAUCCAUCCUGACAAAAGUAAACCAUGCAGUGAGCACCAAAGUUUUGAAAGGCCGCAAGCAGAUGCCUGAACCUCGAUACACCCUCACCAAGAAGCUGGUUCUUCCCAUGGACUGAAGCUUAUGAUUGACUUCUGUAUGACUGGAUUCACACUGGACAAGUUUCCGUUAUUCCGUUACUCAGUCUCUAUAUCAAUCCUUCAGGGAGGAACUUCGGUACUAUAUAUUCGUAUUGAUCUCGCUGUCUCUCGGAGUUCUAGUCUUAAUUAUUAAAGAAAACUGUGAGUUAAAGUUUAUUGAACAGAGUUAUGGAAAUUUGAUUCUUGUUUAAACAAUGCAAUUUAGGAGCAAUAAAACAAUUAUAUUUGAUACUGGGCACAAAUAUUUUUAAAACUAUAAUGAUAAGUGUGAUGCCGGUUUUAUAUCAGCAGUCUAAAUGAUUUAGUUUUGAAUUCUGUUGUAAAUACAGAUCUAUUGAUGUUUCUGGAUUAAAUAAAAACCAGAGAGUUGUUGAAGACCUUAACAUGUAAAUAAAAGAAUGAAAUAAUGAAA